Danio rerio (zebrafish) is the source of this 929-nucleotide messenger RNA. NCBI's taxonomy places the organism in Eukaryota, Metazoa, Chordata, Actinopteri, Cypriniformes, Danionidae. The record is from RefSeq and is a predicted model, not a curated record.
ACCAGAUCCAAUCCUGAAUGAAAGUAUGUGCAUUUUAAAAGUUGCCACGGUCAAGUUCUUACUCUGCACUCCUCCACCUUUUGGAUAUAAAAUAGUGUAAUUAUUAGCCAAAUGUCAUGUCAUAAGGUUUAUUAAUCCAAUAUAUUGUGUCAUUUGUAAUUUUAGCUUACUUUCAAUACAUGGCAGACGUGAUACCCAAGAUCACUGCUCUUCCUCGUUCCUGUGUGGUGAUACCGUGCAGUUUUACUCCUGAAGAUGAACAUCUCACUCGACUUCGUGUUCGUUGGGUCAACAAAAAGGGUGGCUACAUGUAUCACACUGACCCGGUGGACGUCUUGGACAACUUUAAAGGCCGCACAAAACUCCUCGGAGACCCGGAUGAGCAGAACUGUACUCUGGAGAUGGACGAUGUACGAACUCAUGACAACGGGCCGUUUUGCUUUCAAGCUGAAAAAAAAGAGGAGAAAUACAGCUUCAACAACAGCUGUGUGUUCAUUAUAAUGCGAAAAACGCCGGACACACCUGUGAUAUCACCCCUCCCUAACGACAUCAAACCCGGGACAGCAGUCACUGUUAAAUGUUCAGUCAAACACACAUGCUCCUCUCACCCUCCUGAAAUCAUAUGGAGUGUCUCAACAGUUCGAGAAACUAUCAGCCACAAUCCCAUGGGUGGAGGCGUCUGGGAAACAGUGUCCACUGUGAACUUUAUUCUCACCGGAUAUGAAGAGGAAGAUAAAAUUGUCUGCAAUGCCAAAUUUUGGGGUGGUAAAACACAGAGCAACAGUUCUGCCCCCCUGAGUGUUAAGAGAAUUCAAGCGGUUGAAUCUGGGCCUUAUAUCAUUGCUUCUUCACUUGUGUUCAUCCUCAUUUGCAUACUUGCUGGAGUCUUCAUUUACAGGAGGCGACAAAGCGCAUUAAUUGCAGUGUGA